AUGCCGCACAAACGUGCCAAACGAGCUGUUCGCGAACGAGAGAGAUCCCUGAAAGGUGACGAUCUGGCACCAAAGCACUUUGGUAAUGAGGAGACGGUGCCAAAGUCUGUAGCUCGCAUUCUUAAUGCCGCAAAAAUCCGUCUCGAAUUCAGAGAGAAGAAGCGGAAGAUCGAUGAGCCCAACGGCGAUGAAAGCCCUCAGCUGAAACGAAGACGGCUGGCCAAUGAUGUAAACAAUCGGAAGGAGGGGAUGCUAAAGAUUCAGCCAGGAGAAACUAUAGCUCAUUUUAACAAGCGAGUCGAGAGUAGCAUGAUGCCGCUCAUUAGAACAGCGAUGCAGCAGUCAUCGGCCCAGGUCCGGAAAGUCCAGAAGCGUGAAAUUGAGCAGGGAGUGUCCAAGCCUGCUGCACAGGUCACGACGAUGAUUAAUAACGCAAGCCGCGCAGACGUUUCAAAUCCAUCGCCACCCACUUCGACCAGCACACCCCCUAGCCGCGCGGAUGCUUCAAAUCUAUCACCGCCCACAUUGACCAGCACGUCCCAGCGGCAGCCUCGUGAUAAGCCCAAGGAGUUUCGUGUAUCUUCAACCUCAGCACCGCGCCGCCUUAAUGAUAUUGCGCAAGAACCGCCACGAUUUGGUAAACUGCCUCGGGGUGCCCGAUCAGACAAAGACUCUUCGAAAGAGAAAGUCACAGGGAUACUGAGUAUGGCACAAAAGGCGAUGAUGGAAGAAGAAAGAGAAAAUGUCAUUAAACGUUACCGGGAACUUAAAGCCAAGAAGUUGCGUAGUGAUUGUAGCGGCGCAAUGGGCGGGUGA
Messenger RNA from Suillus subalutaceus, 816 nucleotides. RefSeq lists its product as uncharacterized. The record is from RefSeq and is a predicted model, not a curated record. The transcript is spliced from 3 exons. The coding region runs from base 1 to 816 and encodes 271 amino acids. NCBI's taxonomy places the organism in Eukaryota, Fungi, Basidiomycota, Agaricomycetes, Boletales, Suillaceae.